CCGCGAGAGGGCGAAGUGUCCCACUUCCGCGGCCCUUCUCGAACCGGCAAAUGUGAGAGGAAUAGGAAACGCACGUCACUCUUUCGGCGGGCAGUCUGGGUGCUCCGUUAGAGUGUGUAGGUUCGAACUCCUGCUGGACGUGGGCCGGCGUAUACCAGUGGCAUUGGGGAUUAAUAAUCGACGUAUGACCUCAGGGGCCUUUCUUGAGGUGCUUGAUCUACUGAAGACAAUUACACUCACUACACAACAGGAUUAACGGGCUGCUUUGACGUUUGCACGAGACAUUGAAUGGACAUGCAUGGUUCUGGGAAAGUGCUCCUGUGCCUGGCCUGCUUCGGGCUGCACCUCUUUGCGGACACGGCAGCAAACCCAAGUAAUGGAAGUGUGCACUUGGAGCAAAGGGCCACAGACGAUGUACCGCUGUUCUUGACACGAUACAUACUGAACGGGAGCAUCGACGAAGCCCAGAGAAGGAGCAAGGUGGACCUGUUCGAAAGUCACGUAGGAGCGAAGGCGCACUCGGGUUACGUCACCGUCAACGAGAGCACCGGAAGCAACUUGUUCUUCCUCUACAUCAAGGCUGCCAAUAACCGAAGCGGCGAGACGCCGCUGGUUCUGUGGCUCGAAGGCGGUCCCGGCAAGUCAGCGCUGUUCGGCCAGUUUCUCGAAAGCGGACCGCUGGGUAUCGGCGCUGACGGACAGCUCUAUCGGCGACGGCCGACGCUCCAGGAGGAAGCGGACGUCGUCUACCUAGACCAGCCCGUUGGGGCCGGCUACAGUUUCACGAGGGACCGUCGGGGUUUCGCCCGCACCCUGGACGACAUCGCCGGCUCGAUCGAGGAGUUCCUGCGGCAGUUCCUCGUGCUGUUUCCAGAGAACAGAAAUAGGCGCUUCUACGCGGCCGGAGAGUCGUACGGCGCUCGAUCAGCCCUUGGGAUCGUGAAUCGUCUGCAAGUUAACCGGAGCCUGCCACUGAGAGUAUCGGGGGCGAUCCUCGGAGUUCCAUUCGUUGCCCCUCUUCUGGACCUCAUGGACUCUUCGGACUACCUGUACAGCACCGGACUCAUCGACGGCCGAGGGCACCAACUCUUCGCCGAGCGCUUCCAACAGAUCAAACUCGCCGCCGGGGUCAACCGCACGAUAGCCGCCGCGCUACUUCUGAAGACAGUGUUCAACGCCAAUUUCGACGACGAGCCGAGCCUUUACGAGCAGCUCACGGGCUACACGGACCACGGAAGCGUGCUGCGAACAAAACCGGAACCGCAAACGCUCAAGUACCACGAGUACGUCACGAGCGACGCCUUUAAGAGGGCCAUUCACGUCGCCGGAGCGAUGCCACUGGAGGCCCAAAAGCUGGCUUUGGGACUGAGCCUGGCGCAGAGCGACUACUUCACCGACAUCAGCGACACGUUCGCCAAUGUCCUCGACUCCAACAAGGUGCUUCUGUACACGGGGCAGAUGGACACGGUCUUUCCGGCGGUGAACACGGACCGGUAUCUGCGUCAGUUGAAGUGGAGCGGUGAGCGCGAACUCGCGAACGCGCAGCGGGAGGCGUGGUACUCGUUCGCCGAUGCCCACGUGCCAGCGGGAUACGUGACACGCGCACGAAACUUGACCUACGUGCUGGUCUCUCGUGCCGGCCAUCACGCCACCUUCGACAAGCCUGAAGCGCUAUUCGAUCUCAUGUACAGCUUUAUUCACGGCAGAAAAUACAGAGCGUCGUGAGUGUGCUGUAUACCUGAGCAUUCUUGUAUUUGCCACUGUGUUCGCUGUGACAGUCUCUCGUUCUG
Molecule: messenger RNA, 1790 nt
Organism: Dermacentor silvarum
Lineage: Eukaryota; Metazoa; Arthropoda; Arachnida; Ixodida; Ixodidae
Product: venom serine carboxypeptidase-like
Exons: 5
Coding region: 289-1725 (478 amino acids)
Biological process (GO): proteolysis
Molecular function (GO): serine-type carboxypeptidase activity
Source: RefSeq, a predicted model, not a curated record